AUGAGCCAAUCGAGGCUAAACAGGACUCAAUCUUCGUCACUCAGAUCAUCUCCCACGAUUCGAUCGUCGAUUCACAGUCUCCGUGACUUAGACGAAAUCUCUCACCAGGAUCUUGAAGCCGGUGAGAAAGAGGAGAAACAGAGGAGGAGCAAACAGAGUAAUUCACUCGGUUCAAUUAAUCGUACCGGUUUAAUCCGAUUCAAACCGGGUCUCACCUUCACACUCGCUUCUCUCAUACUCUUACUCUUCUUCGUCUUCUCCUCUCAAACCGGAGAGAUUCUCACGUCGGAGAAUCUUCUACUCUGUUUAAUCUUCGUCGCCGUCGCUCUGUUCCUCGCGUCAAGAAACAUACCGGUUAUCAACCAAACCGUAAUCGCAAUCAAAAAGCUAAAUUUCCGAACCAAACACAAACCGAAACCGGUUCAGUGGUACAUAGGCGAUUCAAAUCAAGAACCGGUCAAAACCCAAGAAGGAAAGACACUGUUCGUCGUCCAGUUCUUCAGCAAUGGAGAUUUCUACGAAGGUGAGUUAAACAGAGGAGGAAGAAGCCAUGGAAGUGGAGUUUACUACUAUUACGCAAACGGAAGAUACGAAGGAGAUUGGAUCAAUGGAAGAUACGACGGCUAUGGAAUCGAGUCUUGGUCUAAAGGAAGUAAGUAUAAAGGACAGUACAAGCAAGGACUUAGACAUGGGUACGGUGUUUACUUGUUUUACACCGGAGAUUCUUACUCCGGUGAAUGGUUUAACGGUCAAAGUCAUGGCUUUGGUGUUCAGACAUGUUCUGAUGGAAGCUCUUAUGUAGGAGAAUUCAAGUUUGGUCUCAAACAUGGACUUGGUUCUUACCACUUCAGGAAUGGAGAUAGGUACGCAGGAGAGUAUUAUGGAGACAAGAUUCAUGGGUUUGGUGUUUACCAUUUCGCUAAUGGUCACUAUUACGAAGGAGCUUGGCAUGAAGGUCGUAAACAAGGCUAUGGCACGUAUGGAUUUAGAACUGGAGAUGCACAAUGCGGUGAAUGGGAUGAUGGUAAUAUAGUAAACCGGUUUCCUCCAGAAAUUGGUCCGGUUCGUAAAGCGGUUCAGAGUGCUCGAGAGAUGGCGAGAAAAGGGGUGAACCAGAGACGGGUCGAUGAGCAGGUAGUACGAGCUGUAGCUGCGGCUAAGAAAGCUGCGACAGCUGCUAGAGUUGCAGCUGUGAAAGCUGUUCAAAAUCAGAUAGAUGGUUAACAUUGUGACACUUGAAAACGACAAGUAAAGAUGACAUUAACAAACAUUUUUUUUUGAGGGGGAGGGGUCUUUUUAUAGCUCUGUUGAGCUUGAAAAUAUGAGAUCUUUACCAUGUAAGUUUUUCUUUUUU
This is a messenger RNA of Eruca vesicaria subsp. sativa (arugula), 1354 nucleotides long. Lineage: Eukaryota; Viridiplantae; Streptophyta; Magnoliopsida; Brassicales; Brassicaceae. The record is from the annotation of a GenBank genome assembly.